AAUGGCAGUGUAGCCAAAAUAACGAAACUGAUAGUUGACACAACGUCGCAUGUUAGGUUAGCCUCGAAGUUGUUAGCUCGCCGCCCUGAAAGUUUUUUUCUAGCUGAAAUGUUUAUCAAGCCAUUCAAAGUCAAGUCUAAUAAUCAACUGAAAGGAACCGAGAGGAAGAAAUUAUGCGAGGAAGUGCUCGCGGCUUACCCGAGUUUGUCGGACGACGAGAUCCAAUCGCUGUUACCUAAGAAAGAAUCCAUCAGUGUCAUGAAGAUAGUAACACACGGCGGACACAUGGCCAAAUUAUACUGCGUGGCUAAGAUACCUAUGUUCUUCCAAUUGGAUUCCCAGAACACUAUAUUGUUCCCAACAAUUUACACACUGUGGCAUCAUCCGUGUUUACUGAAGAUCUUCACUACACGCCUACCGGUCGUAUCCAGGCUAGCGGGUGGGGCUGAUCUGAUGUUGCCUGGAUUAGUCCUGAAAGAGCCAUUGACCUUUUACACUUUCGGCAAACUGUCCAAGGGCACCCCUGUAUCGGUCAACACAGAAGAGAAUAAGGCUUCGGUCGCUGUCGGCGUCACCGCGCUUUCCAGCGACGACAUGUACAUGGCUGCCGGUCGCGGCAAGUGUGUGGAGGUUUACCAUGUGAUGGGCGAUACUCUUUGCCAAUUGGGCAAGCCGCCUCUGAGACCGGAUCUAGGACCACCGUAUGCUGAGGAUUCUGUCGACACCUCGGAAAGUACCGAGUCGAACGACGAUCAGCAGACUGACGUAGAUCAGGCUGAAGUAGCUGAAGUAGUUGAAAUAUUGCCAAAUAACUUGAAUCAACUGGAGAUCGACGAGAAUGCGAGGGAAGUAGUCGUGGAUGAGUCUGGUACUUCGGAGACGGAGGAGGGCACGGAGGACGUGGAGGAUGAGAAGACGGAAGAAGAGGCGCAAAGCCCGGACGAGCCGGAGGUAGCGCUCGACCCGGUUCAGGAGAUGGACGGCUUGCUGGAGUAUUGUUUCCUGAAGGCGUGCAAAACGUCGAUAAAGUCGAGCGAGCUGCCGAUGUUGUCAUCCAGCUUCUUCAAGAAUCACCUGCUGGCCGCCUGUCCGCCGGGUAAGAACGUCGACGUGAAGAAGUCCCGGUAUAAAAAGCUGUCGGUCUUCUUGGCGGAGAUGAAGGCGAAGGGAAUCAUCAAUACAUCUGUGACGAAAGGCGUGGAGACUUUGCUGUCGAUCAAGUUCGACCAUCCGCUCGUGAGGCAGCUGGUCGUCACGGAAGAACGAGCCGCGGCUGAGCCGGUGAUCUCCAACAGCGCCGUCGUCUCGGAAUGCUACCGUGUGACCGCCGACGUCCUGCCGGUCCUGUCGAAAUUCGGAUACGAAAAGGGCGACGUGAUGAAGAGGGCCGAGAUCAGGAAGUGCUUCACCGAGUACGUGAAGGCGGAGGACCUGCAGAAUGGAAAAACGUUGAAGCUGAACCCCCAGCUGGCUGGGAUUAUGCGCACCAAGGUGCACCAGGAGACGGUGACGAUGGAGGACGGGAUCAACAAGUUCAUCGGCCGUAUGACGCACAUGCACGAGGUCACGCUUGCGGGCAACACCUUGCUGCACACGGGGAAGCUCGAGCCGAUCGACAUGAGGGUGGUGGUGCGAUCGGGCGGCAAGAAGGUGACUCUGGUCAACAACCUGGAGACGUUCGGGAUCAACUCGAAGGAGUUCAGCAAGGAAUGCCAAAGCAUCGGCGCGAGCGCGACCAUCACCGACGACCCCGGCAAGAAGACCCCCAGCGUUCUCGUGCAGGGCAAUCAGAUUUUAUACGUGCACAAACUGCUCACAGAGAAAUACCAAAUCAAAAAGAAUUACAUCAGAGGCUUGGAGUUCGCCCCGAAGAAGCAGAACUUCUCGCAUAAGAAGUAGACGGCGAGGAAGCCCUCAGUCCCGUGAGGAAGUGGAAUUUUCUUCUCGAGGAGAGAGUGUCGUCGCACACGAGAGGCGGCGAUCAACACGCGCCUCCUCCAUUCUUCUCCCGUAGUAUCUACUCCGCGAAGCUGCGAUUAUCCUAGCCGAACGUCAACGAUAAAUCGUUGCCGUCAUUCGUUCCUUUCAGUCGUUGCAUCGGACUUUUCCCACGGAAGAAUUCAUUUCUACGUCGGUAUCCUGCCGUAUAUCACGUGUUGCGAGGACGGAUUUUAUCAAGACUUUCCUGAAGGGACGCUGCCAUUAUGCCGAUGUAUCGUCGCGAAAUAGAAGACGUGUUUUCUAAUUUCUAAUGUAUGUUGAAGCGAAACGAAGGGCACGACGUCUUCUACCUUCUAGGGCUGCGUUCGAGAACUUCACUCAACAUGUAGAAUCGCAUUUAAUUAACCAACUACGAUAAAGAAAUCCCUUUUGUUCUUGAUUAGUCAGUUAAAUGCUAUCCGUCGAGUAACAUUUCUCAGCGCAGUCCGGGAGGUAGGCAAAUGUUACGAAUAAUUAUGAAAUAAAAAAACAAAUUCACGAGCAAUCACGGAUUAUUAACCGAA
Dinoponera quadriceps is the source of this 2504-nucleotide messenger RNA. RefSeq names its product eukaryotic translation initiation factor 2D (gene eIF2D). NCBI's taxonomy places the organism in Eukaryota, Metazoa, Arthropoda, Insecta, Hymenoptera, Formicidae. Bases 109 to 1899 code for a protein of 596 amino acids. The record is from RefSeq and is a predicted model, not a curated record. Gene Ontology annotation, biological process: formation of translation preinitiation complex; translational initiation. The transcript has 9 exons. Gene Ontology annotation, molecular function: translation initiation factor activity; RNA binding.